CCCUUCUGUGCCAUUUGGCCCAUUUUCUUUCACCGCAACACUCUCCCAGAUCUCCACAUUUUGUUUGCGCCAUUUUCAUUCACCACCGCCCUCUCCCAAAUCUCCACAUUUCAUUGUAUGAGUCACCUAAAGCAAGCCAAUUGAGGCAUCACACUUACUGGUGAGGAGAGCCGUCCAAGUUUAAUCUCACUGAGUUUGAUCUCCAAAAUUGGGUUUAAUUUUGUUUUUCUUAGAGCUGAGUUUUCGAAUCCAGGCAUGUUUGAUCUGGAAGCAGAUCGAUCUGUAGAUUUCACAACCAAGUAUCGUCGUUUCCACACUUCCAAGCAAGGAUGUAUUUUUGUCUAAUAGCACAAUGUACAUGGAUAUGGAAUAUAUAAAGGGUAUGUUAAGACUCCCCUAGUCUAAGGAGGAGGUUAGCAUUUUGAUACUAAUACACAGAGAAAGCAGGCAAAGUUGGAUAAAUGUUUGGGGCUGUCCAAUUGGGAGUAUUGGCGGCCUGCAUAGUUCUUUUUGUUCCGCUAGUCAUGGCGGGCUGGCACUUGAGCCGAAACAAGAUGCUCUUCUUUAGCUGCGCCCUCUUCAUCACCCUCUCCGUCGGCGUUCAUUUAGCCCCUUAUUUCCCUGCCAUCUCCUCUUUCCUUUCCUCUCCAGGUUUACAAUCCUCCUCCUUAUCCGCAGAUUCAAAUCCAGAUUCCUGCAUUUCUUUACUUCAUCAAGUCGCAUUUAGUAUUCUGGCAUCUGGUACUAACACUAGUGAUCUUUAUGAUAAAUCUUGGGAGUGGAAGUGGGUGGAUUCUGAACCGGUGGAUCAGUGUGAAUUCCAGAAGUUGGGGAAAUCGGAUGCUUCGGAUUUGUUAAACGGGUCGUGGGUUGUGGUGGCUGGGGAUUCUGAGGCGAGGUUGGUGGUGGUUUCGGUGUUGGAGUUAUUACUGUGGCCAAAUGAGAUGGAAUUGAUUAGAGAUGAUUUGUUUAAGAGGCAUAGUGAUUAUAGCACUGUGGUGGGUAAAAUUGGGAUGAAGCUUGAUUUUAGAUGGGCACCAUAUGUGAGUAAUCUGACUAGUUUGAUGUUUGAGUUCAAGGAUAAAAAUAAUUACCCUGAUGUAUUGGUGAUGGGGUCAGGACUCUGGGAUAUGCUACACGUGAACGAUGCAUCAGAUUAUGGCGUUUCCCUCAAGUUGUUGCGGGAUUCACUAGUUAUGUCGUUGCCCGUCUACCUCGAUACUGUUUCUGAUGACAAGCCGAGAACAGGGACGGUUUCUGCUCGUUCCCCGCAGUUGUUUUGGCUUGGCAUGCCAAUGCUGAUAAAUUCAAUGUUGAAUACAAAUGCAAAGCGGGAGAGGAUGACGGAAGCUCAUUGGCAAGCUUACAAUGACGAGCUCUACAGAAGUAAGCUGCUGCUACAAUUUGGCGGCCCGUUUUUCUUGUUGGAUUUUCAUACUCUCACUCAUAACUGCGGGGCUGAAUGCACUACUGAUGGUAUGCAUUACAAUGGGAUUGUCUACGAAGCUGCAGUUCAGAUCAUGUUAAACGGCUUGCUUAUAGAAUCUAACCAGAAGUUAUGAUGGAGGGCUGUUGUUGUUUCUCCGACAUUUGAGAGAGAAAGAGGGCACUUGCAAGCCAGAAAAGCCCUUUCUUUCCAGGUGCGUCCAUCAGAAACUGUUACUUAAAUACCAAAGUUUUUGUGAUAAUAGUUUACAUUGAAGUUUGUGGCCACUCAUUUCUCUAUCGUGUACAAGUGUAUUAGGUAUAGUUUAAUAUCAACCCACACACGUGUAUUGUAGAGCAAGAAAAGUCGACUACUCGAAUCAUUUCCUUCAUCCAAUCUUGAUGUGAGCAUAUAUAUAUCAUUUGAUACAGUGUAAUGUGCAUGGGAUCUCACUUUACCUUUCUCUGUAUGUAGGACUUUGAAUGAAAGAUUAUAUAGCAUUCUUUAAUGUUACUCCAAAUUUUGUACUUUUAAAAUCAAUAAAAUUUCUUUUACUUCUCAUA
Ipomoea nil (Japanese morning glory) is the source of this 1989-nucleotide messenger RNA. RefSeq lists its product as uncharacterized. Gene Ontology annotation, molecular function: acetyltransferase activity. The record is from RefSeq and is a predicted model, not a curated record. The coding region runs from base 462 to 1562 and encodes 366 amino acids. The transcript is spliced from 3 exons. Gene Ontology annotation, biological process: carbohydrate metabolic process. Gene Ontology annotation, cellular component: Golgi apparatus. Lineage: Eukaryota; Viridiplantae; Streptophyta; Magnoliopsida; Solanales; Convolvulaceae.